Messenger RNA from Aspergillus ochraceoroseus IBT 24754, 924 nucleotides. RefSeq lists its product as uncharacterized. The record is from RefSeq and is a predicted model, not a curated record. Bases 253 to 843 code for a protein of 196 amino acids. NCBI's taxonomy places the organism in Eukaryota, Fungi, Ascomycota, Eurotiomycetes, Eurotiales, Aspergillaceae. The transcript has 2 exons.
AACUGGAUGUGAAUCGAGAAAUCCAUCUUGGAUCGAUGAGCGGCUCUGGACCUGGGUUAGGUAUAGUCCCAGUCCUAAAGAGAAGGGGGUGAAGCCCUACAAAGAGGGGUGUGUGUGUCAGGGACCCUGUGCGCCAGUAACUAGUGCUCUCUAUCUAGGUGGUCCGAUUUCUCAGACUACGGCCGGCUUUGAAUCAUGGCCAACUUGAAACGCGCUUAAUAAUGUGUACUUCAACAACCCAGAUGCCCUGCGAUGCGCACCGCACCCGCCCUUGCCUCUGGUAGAGCUUCCAGAGAGCGCGGCGAAAUGGCCCUGGGAUGCAGCAGCGUGCUGAACCCCAACCAGUAUGUACGAGAACGACGACAACUGGAAGGCCUCGUCUGCGGCCCAGUCCAGUCCAGUCCAGUCCAGACUCUAGCCCUAUAUCCCCCCGGGGGGGGGGGGCCCGGAUCCUUCACCCGCGUAGACCUCCACCGCUACGACGAAACCUGGGAAAACACACCCCCCCCCCCCCCCCCCCCAAAAAAAGUCCUACUCACCCAGUUCUACCAGCCCCCGUGCGUGCUGGAGGCGCAGUGCCGGGAGCUCGAGAUGACGCUGUUUACGCACGAAGGCGGCGGGGCCUCUCUCGCUGCGCUCCGCGGGGCCGGCAUGUCUUGGUCCUUUGCUAUAACGGGGACACGGCCCCGGGUUGGGUCGAGCUUUCUGCGGGGGCAGGGGGGUGUUAUCGGGCGCUCAGGGAUCAUGGGAUAUGGGGGACUCUUUUGUCUUCUAGUUGAUGGGUGGUUCAUUGCAGACGGGGAGGGGAGGAGAAAGGCACUUUUGUUUUCGGAUAUUCAAUGAUGUAACAUUAAUUAAACCAAAGCUCGAUCUAUAGCGCAGCGCUCAAUCAAAUGCCAUCCAUCCCAAACAAUCUAUGAGUGU